This is a messenger RNA of Mercenaria mercenaria, 2646 nucleotides long. RefSeq lists its product as uncharacterized. The record is from RefSeq and is a predicted model, not a curated record. The annotation marks the transcript as partial. The transcript is spliced from 12 exons. NCBI's taxonomy places the organism in Eukaryota, Metazoa, Mollusca, Bivalvia, Venerida, Veneridae. Gene Ontology annotation, molecular function: RNA binding.
GUCAAGAGUGCAGGUCAUAUCUGAUUAAGUUAACAGGCUUGUCCACGGAAACUGAUGAGGACUAUUUAACAUUUCACUUGGAAAGUAAGGAACAGGUGGAAGUGCAAGAUGUUAAGAUGAAUGAAGAUCAAACAUCGGCAAUAGUUAACUUACAGAGUCAGAUGGAUGUCGAGAAAAUUCUUAAAAAGAAUCAUUUAGAAAUUGAAGGUUCUACUAUAACUGCUGAGGCAUAUAUACCUGAAGAUUCAUCAGCCAUCGAAGUGAAAGGGGAUCCUGACAUAAUCAAUGAGGAUAAUGCUGAAAUGUUGUUUUGGUAUUUUUCAAAUACCAGUCGCUCUGGCGGAGGAAAUAUUGUCGAAUGUUCUGUUCAGUCUGGUGUUGCUCAUUUUACCUUCGAGACUUCAAAUGUGGCAAAACAGGUAUUGGAGAAAAAGAAUCAUAUCUUUAGGAAGCACCCGUUAGAUGUGAAACUUUUUAAACCAGAACAGACUUGCAAACACAGGAACACUUUACUAGUUUCGGAUAUUCCAGAGGGGAAGGGUAUCGACGACGAUUAUCUGGUGUUGUUCUUUGAGAAUAAGAACAAUUUUGGUGACAAUGUGCAUGUUACAAACACUGAAUAUGAUGAGCAGAAUGGAACAGCACUGGUGGAAUUCAGAGACCAAACUUCGCUUGAUGUAGUUUUACAGAGGCAGCCUUUAUCUAUGAAGUCCAAAGUUAUCAAAGUCAAUAUGUACCCUCUAAGGACUGUUGAUGGAACCCUUUCUGUCAUUUCCACUAAUGAAGAGCAAUUCGAAUAUGAAGUGUCUGGACGUGUAUCCCAACUACUAAAACGAGCUCAGAAAUUGCCGAGAGUAAAGAGUAAUAUACAGCAAUUUUUUCAACAAGCAAAGAAUGUAAAAGCAGAAAUGACAAAACCAAGUGUAUUUGAUCCUGGGAUUCAUUCAAAUAACCAGUCAGAUAACUGUAAAAAGGUACAGAUAACAAAUUUACCGGAUAAAGCAGACAAAGAGUUCAUAUUGCUGUACUUCGAAAAUCAGUUGGAAUCAAGUAAAUACCAACUUGUUGAUGUAGAAACAGAUACAGAAAAUGCGUGUGCUAUCUUACAUUUUGACAAACCAGAAGCUGCAGAAUACAUUAUUGAAAAGCAGCCUUUUGUGCUAAAGCAACAACAAGUCUUUGCGAAAAAGUAUCUGGCUUCGAAACAAGGCACAGUAAUGGUCAGGGGCAUUGAUGACAUGAACGAAAACAUUGACACUUUGCAGCUCUAUUUCAAGAAUGAAAGGAAGUCUGAUGGUGGGAAAAUAGCAUAUCUCCAUGUAGAUGAGGAAACAAAUUGUGCUUACAUCACAUUUGAAAAUGAACAAGUUGCAAAGCGGGUCGUGCAGAGAAAAAGACACGUGCUUCGUUCGAAAGAGCUUGAGGUAGUUCUUGUUUCAUCAAAGGAAAACAAGCCAUGCGUUGAAAACGAAAAAGAUAAACGUUACCACAAGAUACCGGAGAAUAACAAUGUCGAAAAAUUGCAAGUGGAGCAAGAACUCGAACGGAAAGUAUGGCUGUCGAAUGUUCCAGCUGGUACUGACAAAGAUUUUUUGAAAUGGUAUUUCGAAGAUCAGUUUGAUGGUGUCAAAAUUAAGAAAGUUGAAAUCUACUGUGAUAUUUCAUGUGCAUUUGUGGAAGUAUUCAAAGUGUCAGAGGCAAAAAUUAUUUUACGAGAGAAGGCAGUCAAAAUGAAGAACACAGAAGUAUCAAUUAAUAAGUAUUCUAGUAUAUGUACUAUUGAAGUCAUUGGGUCGACCAAUACUGAACUUGAAAUGGAGAAAAUGUUAUGUUACUUCAAGAACGAAAAACAAUCUGGAGGCGGAGCUGUAGUCAAACAUUCUACAGAUGAUUCUAAAACAGCUGCAUAUUUUAUGUUUGAAACACACAAAGUGGCGGACAGAGUGGUAAACCAUGAUCACCGUGAAUUUGAAAUAACUGUGUCUGUUUUGGGAAAAAAUAUCGAAAAUUGUAUGCCGAUUGAAACCAUUAAAGUCAAGGGAAUUACACAGGAGAUUACCAAGCAAGAUCUUCAGCUUUAUUUCGAGACAUACGAAAGGUCUGGAGGUGGAGAAAUAGAAUGCAUUACAUACAUAACAACAGAUAAUAGUGUAGCAUUAGUCAAGUUCCGGAAGGCAGAAGAUGCUAAGGUUGUGACAAAAAGAAGAAAGCACGUCAUUGAAAAUUGCACAUUGACCGCAGUACUGCAUCACCCUCCUCCAUUUUAUGAGACCAAAGUACUGUUAAAGGGUCUUGUCCACACCUCACCAAGUUUUGAUUUACUUGACUUCUUCGAGUCAAACAUGGGAUCAAGGCCAAAGAGUGUAACAUAUCAUUUGACAGAAGACAAUACAGCACUUGUAACAAUGGAAAAAAACAUAGAUUUUGAGAAGCUACAGAAAGCAUGUGAUAAAGAAAGAAGCCUUGGCAUAACAAGAGUGACUCAAUCUACCUGCAUUUUGAUUUCAAAACUUGGAAAUGAUGUAAGCACAGAUGAAAUAAAGUACUACUUUGAAAAGAAAUGUGGACAUAGGACGAGACGAGUGGAAAAAAUGGUACCGGAACGAUCGAAUGGGACAUGUUUGAUUUAUUUUGAAAGUUACCAGG